Paramecium tetraurelia is the source of this 2490-nucleotide messenger RNA. RefSeq lists its product as uncharacterized. Gene Ontology annotation, biological process: phosphorelay signal transduction system. Gene Ontology annotation, molecular function: phosphorelay sensor kinase activity. The record is from RefSeq and is a predicted model, not a curated record. The transcript is spliced from 3 exons. Lineage: Eukaryota; Ciliophora; Oligohymenophorea; Peniculida; Parameciidae.
AUGCUAAUUUAUAAAAGUUACCUAUAUGUGCAAUUUUCAAUAAAAAACACUUUUUUUCUUGUGGACCUAAUCAUAAAUGAGGAAAGCUAAGUGGUAUACACAAUUAUAAACUCAAUUUCUUUAACAAUUUCAGUUUUAUUAUUUGGUAUGGAGGCAUUUAAAAAACAGAAUAUAUACGCCAACAAUAUAGGAGCAGUACUGUUGUGUGUGCUUAAUAUGGAGUCCAUAUACAAGGAUAUGCCCUAAAUAAAUACACUGCAAUUAUGGACAUUUAUAUUGAUUCUUGCUACACAAUUUGACGAUGUAUUAAAAUGGCAUAAAUUUAUGAAACACUCAAUCUUAUUGUACUUUUUGAUCAGAACCUUCUUAUAAACCAAGGAUUCACUGUGUAUUACUGAAUUGCUGACUUGCUUUUUCUGGUAACCUUUGAAUCAUUUGAUGUUGUAUUAGAAGAAGGAAGAUGGCCUGAUUCCAAUUCAGAAACAAUCUUUGGAUAUCACCAAAAGCAACCUAGAUUAGAAUCCAUAAAUAAUCAAGGAGUCAUCUGAUUUGGAUUUAGAAUACAGCAGCGUUUUGGGGAGUUUGCGUCUCCAACAUAAUUUGAAAGAAUUGAAACAAAUGGAACUCAAAAAUCCCUUUAUGUAACACAAGGAGAAUGUUCGGAACACCUGCACAUUGAAAGAAUUGGAACCGUCUCCUUCUAAAUUAGAAAUACCCUAGAUUUGGGAUUUAUUGCCUUUUGGAAUAGGACUUAUGAAUAAUCUAUUUGAAAUGGUGAUUAAUAAUUAAAAAUUUUUAUAGUUUUUAAAAGUGUCAGAUAAUGAUGGAAAAAACAUCAUUUUUAAUUUAGAUUCACUAUUAGAUUGUUCUGAAUCAUGGGAGAGUAAAUCCAUAAAGUAAGUAGGUUCCAAUUAUAGUAACCGUUAGGGUAGAAGGUUCCCAAAAGCUCCACAAGUGUCCAUAAUAUCAAAAGGGUUAAAUGACUAAAACUCGAUGAUUCCAGAUGGAGGCACAAAUCCAAACCUCAAUAAUAACUAUGGUUGUAGUUCAAAUACUAACAACCACAUCAGAGACGAAGUGAAGACAACUAAGACUAGAUUUAAAAAUCUGAAUAUGUUGUUCUCGAAAUUCAACUCAAAGUCUCCCUCUCUUGCAAAUAAUGUGGAUAACUCUGUUUAAUCAAUUGGCUAAAACACACAGAUAAUUAAGAUCGUUUAGGAAGUUGGGGCUCUGAAGUGCUACUUAAGAAUUAAGGUGUACGAGGUUGAAAUAAAUAAUAAAAUAAACUAUCUGUUUUUGAUUGAGAAUGUAUCAAAUAAAGAAGAAUUACGGCAGUUGAACAUCAGAUACAAGUAUCAAUAGGCACUUUUGAAUUCAUUGUGUCAUGAACUAAGGACGCCAAUGAACAGUACAUUGUCACAAUUAAAUGUGCUAUCUACAUUGAUUGCACCUGAGAUCAGAGUUAAAAAUUUACAGCCAGCAAUAAUUUCAGCCAAAAAACUCAUGUUUUAAUUGAAUGAUAUACUGGAUUAUGCUUAAAUAGAUUGCAAAAACUUCAAUUUGAGUAUUACUCAAUUUGAUACAAAUGAGAUCUUUGAAAUUUUGAAAGAGUUGUUUGAUCAAGAAUGUCAAGAAAAAUAGUUAGCUUUCAAAUUAAUUACUAAUGCUAAUUACACGGUUUGUAGUGACAAGGAGAGAAUACUUAGAAUCCUAAUCAAUUUGAUAGAUAAUUCAAUCAAAUUUACCAAUUAGCAUGGUUCCAUAAGUGUGGCAGUUUUAUAACAACAAUCAUAAAUUAUUUUUUCAGUAGAGGAUAAUGGUGUUGGAAUGGGGGAGAAGACUUUAAGUCAGAUCAGAAGAAACUGUGAUUUAAAAUAAUAUGACUCUUUCCUGGUUUAAUAAACUAAAUUAGGUCUAGGAUUGAAGAUCUCUUAACAAAUAGCCAAAUAUCUAUGUGUGGAUAAUGAAUUGGUUAUAAAUAGCACUGAGAAUGUGCAUACUAAAAUAUCAUUCAAAGUAGAAAAUCAUCAAAAAUAAGUAAGCUAGUAAAUGUUUCCAUCUUUCUAAGGGUUCAACUUUACAAUAAGUUGCAAUUGCAUACAAAUAUUAAUUGUGGAUGAUGUAAGAUUCAACCACAAUGCCAUUGAAGCACUAUUAUCGUAACACAAGAUGAAGAUGGAUAGUGCCUAUAAUGGUUAAUAAGCAAUCGAAAUAGUUAAAUAGAAGUUGAUAUCGCCAUGUUGCAAGACUUACAAGUUGAUUUUCAUGGAUAUAGAAAUGCCGGUGAAGAAUGGCUUUUAGGCGUCGAAGGAUAUCAAUGAGAUUCUGAAAUAGGAGAAUUUGAAUGAUUAAUGUGCAAUUGUGAUGUGUUCUGCCUACAAUGGAAAUGAAAACAACGACAUUAUGAGGAAUUGCGGCAUCAAAGAAGUAUUGCCUAAGCCAAUUGAGCAAAAAUAAUUUAAACAAUUACUUGAUAAAUAUUUAUUAUGA